AUGGAGCUGGUGAGCAGACAGGACCCCCACCUGCGAGAAGUGCUGCGGUUUGGGCUGUGCUGCAGAGCCCUGACACUCCUCCUGCAGGCCCUGUUUAACCUCCUGAUCCCAGACCACGCUGCAGAUGCCUUCUCUCCCCCUCGCCUGACGGAUCCUGGCCUGUGGGACCUGCUGGUGGAGCAGCUGCUGGGGGGGCUGUCCCGCUGGGACGCCGAGCACUUCCUCUUCAUCGCCGAGCGCGGUUACCUGUACGAGCACAACUGUGCCUUCCUCCCCCUCUACCCCCUCAGCCUCCUCACCACGGCCUGGGUUGCCCUCUGGCCCUUCCAGCAGCUGCUGUGCCUGCGGAGCCGCCUCCUGCUCUCAGCCCUGCUCCUCAAUUCCCUCUUUUCCAUCCUGGCAGCCCCUGCCCUGUUCCAGCUGGGCUGCUCCGUGCUGCGCUGCCGCCGGGCGGCUUUCCUUGCUGCCCUUCUCUUCUCCAUCAGCCCUGCCAAUGUUUUCAUGGCAGCUGCUUACUCGGAGAGCAUGUUUGCCUUCCUGGUGUUCACUGCCAUGUGGCAACUGGAGAAGGGGCAGAGCUGGCUCAGUGGAUUGCUCUUCUCCCUGGCUUCUGGGGCACGUGCCAACGGGAUAAUUAACUCUGGAUUCAUUCUCUACUCAAGCUGCAAACGCUUUGCCCUCCAGCUCCAGGUGGGUUCAGGAUCCCUAAAGAAGCUCCCUCUGGUGUGGAAGCAACUCCUGAGCGUGGCAUCUUCAGCCCUUCUGAUGUGUGCUGGGAUUUUCCUGCCUUUUGCUUUAUUCCAGUAUUAUGCCUACGUGAGGUUCUGUGAUCCCAGCCUGGAGGAGCCUGUUCCCAAGCCACUGCUGCAGCUGGCUCUGGACAAGGGCUAUCGACUGCCAUCCACCCAGGGGAUUCCCCCUCCUUGGUGCUCCCAGAGAUUCCCUGUGGUCUAUUCCUAUAUUCAAGACACUUACUGGAAUGUGGGCUUUCUCAGGUAUUUUGAGCUCAGACAGAUCCCAAAUUUCUUGCUUGCUUUUCCUGUCACAUUUCUGGGCUGCUGGGCUGCCUGGACCUUUGUCAUCACAAACCCCCGGCACUGCCUGACCCUUGGUCUAGAGAGAAGAAAGAGUGAAGAAGAAGGCAAACCAAGAGCUGGAUUUUGUUCCUCUGCUGUCUUCGUGUACGUGGUUCAUGCCACUGUCCUGCUGGUGUUUGGAUUCUUCUGCAUGCACGUUCAGGUGCUGACCCGCUUCCUUGGCUCCUCCUCUCCUGUCCUGUACUGGUUCUGUGCUCACCUGCUCCAGGAGCACGAACCUUUGCUCUGGAAUGAAGGGACUGAUGGUCAAACCACAGCACCUUGCACCAAGAAACCUGGACAAUCUCCUGAUUCCUGCAGGGAAGGGCCUUCUGGAAACCCUCUCAUGAAGCUGCUGCUGGGCUACAGAUGCAUCACCCCCCUCAGCAAGUGUGUCCUGGGAUUCUUCCUGUCCUACUGGCUGCUGGGCCUGGUUCUGCACUGCAACUUCCUGCCGUGGACGUAG
This is a messenger RNA of Chaetura pelagica (chimney swift), 1542 nucleotides long. RefSeq names its product phosphatidylinositol glycan anchor biosynthesis, class V (gene PIGV). The transcript is spliced from 3 exons. Gene Ontology annotation, biological process: GPI anchor biosynthetic process. Gene Ontology annotation, molecular function: alpha-1,6-mannosyltransferase activity; GPI mannosyltransferase activity. Bases 1 to 1542 code for a protein of 513 amino acids. Lineage: Eukaryota; Metazoa; Chordata; Aves; Apodiformes; Apodidae. Gene Ontology annotation, cellular component: endoplasmic reticulum membrane; mannosyltransferase complex. The record is from RefSeq and is a predicted model, not a curated record.